CCAGAAAGUGAGACGCGGGCAGAAAGACGAUUCACUGCGGAGCAGAUGGCGACCGCCAAGAAACUAACAGACAAUCACCUGACCUGUGUCAUCUGUACUGAGGUGUUCACAGACCCAGCCACACUUCAGUGUAAUCAUACAUUCUGUAAGUCCUGUCUGCUGAAGUACACCAAGACACAGCCGGAAGCAGUACAAGCUAAGUCCAUCCCAUGUCCCUCCUGUAGACAACUAACGAAGGUGACCACCCCUGACAGUCCAGUAGAGGAGUGGGUCAGUCAUCUGAAACCAAGCCACGUCAUACAGGGACUGAUGGACGACUUUAAACCAGGGGCAGAAGCUGCCGAUGCAAAUGUCUGCAGUGUUUGCAAAACACAAGGGAAGACAACUCCUGCAACAUCAUGGUGCUCCGUCUGUGACGAGGUCUUCUGUGAUGGAUGUCUGAAGAUGCACAACAUCAUGCCAAUGUCACGUGACCAUGACGUUGUGGAUGUGUCUGAUGCUACCAAGAGAAAACCUAGGCAUCGCUUUAUGUGUAAAACACACAAAGACAAACAGAUAGAGUUGUUCUGUAAAGAUUGUAGGAUAGCCAUUUGUCAUACAUGCUGCAGUAUAGAACACAGGAAAUGUGACGAUGUUGAUACCUUAGAUAAUAUGACUCCUCUUGUAAGAGAACACCUGUCAAAUCAAAACUAA
Haliotis rufescens (red abalone) is the source of this 693-nucleotide messenger RNA. RefSeq names its product E3 ubiquitin/ISG15 ligase TRIM25-like. NCBI's taxonomy places the organism in Eukaryota, Metazoa, Mollusca, Gastropoda, Lepetellida, Haliotidae. Gene Ontology annotation, biological process: positive regulation of DNA-templated transcription. Gene Ontology annotation, cellular component: chromatin; nucleoplasm. The transcript has 3 exons. The record is from RefSeq and is a predicted model, not a curated record. Gene Ontology annotation, molecular function: zinc ion binding; ubiquitin-protein transferase activity. Bases 46 to 693 code for a protein of 215 amino acids.